Chanos chanos (milkfish) is the source of this 1101-nucleotide messenger RNA. Its product is annotated as C3a anaphylatoxin chemotactic receptor. The transcript has a single exon. Gene Ontology annotation, molecular function: complement component C5a receptor activity; G protein-coupled receptor activity. Gene Ontology annotation, biological process: complement receptor mediated signaling pathway; inflammatory response; positive regulation of cytosolic calcium ion concentration. Bases 1 to 1101 code for a protein of 366 amino acids. The record is from RefSeq and is a predicted model, not a curated record. Gene Ontology annotation, cellular component: plasma membrane. NCBI's taxonomy places the organism in Eukaryota, Metazoa, Chordata, Actinopteri, Gonorynchiformes, Chanidae.
AUGCCAACCCCAGUGACCCAAACCAUGACCAACACAUCAUCCCAAUCAUCCAGUUACCCAAACGACGCGGCCCGUGUGGCCCAGAUGGUGAUAACGGUGCUCAUCUUCGUGGUUGGCGUGACCCUGAACGGCCUGGUGGUGUGGGUGUUGGGAGUGAGAUGCGGCCGGGUGGGCCGAGGAGGAUCGGGGAGCGGGGAGACGCGGGGCGCCGGAAGCUUCCGCGUGUACGUAGUGAACCUGGCGCUCGCGGACCUGGUGCUCCUGCUACGCACGCCCCUCAUGCUGGGGUACCUGGCUCACCACUUCAGCUGGCCCUUCGGACUGUCCGCCUGCCGCAUGGUGAUGUUUUUUCGCUGCCUUGGCCUGUAUGUAAGCGCCUUCCUGCUGUGCGCCGUGGCACUGGAGCGAUGCCUCUGCUUGCUUCGGCCUGUCUGGGCGAGCAUCCGCCGGCCCCGCUGGGCUGUACCCCUCGCCUGCGCUCUUCUCUGGGCGCUGGCAACGGCCUUGUCAGCGCCUUACAUAUCCGAGGCCAGGCUGGUGGACUGGAAGAACCGCUCGCAGUGCAUAGAGAGCAGAAAGGAAGCGACGCCCACCCUCACUGCCAUAGAGACCGCGGCCGGCUUCAUACUGCCGCUCGUGAUCUUCAUGUCUUGUAACGUGGCGGUGCUUGUGAACGCGAAGAAAACAGAGAGAAACCAAGCCACGCCCGUUUCGUCUCCCGGCGUGUCGCCGACGUCACCAACGUCUCCAUACGUCUCCCAGCGCCUGGCGAGGCUGUACCGGGUGCUCUUUAUCACCAUGCUCCUCUUCCUCACCUGCUGGGUUCCCUACUUCACGUUCCGUUUUCUUCGGGCGCUCUCUGGCACUCUCGGUCCGGAGUGGGCGGAAUUCCACCGGAGGACGAUAACGGGUUGCUACGUGGCGUUGUUUUUAGUCUACGUAAAAAGCGCACUCAAUCCAAUCCUGUACGUGUUCGCGGCGCGAGGUUUGGGCCGCACCGUACGGGCUACGCUCCUCUCCGCUGUGGAGCGGGUUUUCAACGAUGAAACCACAGAGUCGCUCCGCAGGAAGUCGCUGCGUAGGAGAGACUCGGAGUUCUAA